UAUAUUUGUCUCUCUCUCUCUCUCUCCAUCGAUCUCUCCUCCUCUCUCUCCAAAGCUCACUGCCCCCGCGCCACGCGCGUCGCGUCGCGCGCCGGCGAGCCAGCCAUGAGGAGCCCUAGGAGGCGGCGCGGCGUCCACCCGGCGGCGGCGACGGCGCCGCCGUGUUCCGCCAUGGCGAGCGGCGCGGCGAGCCCUCGCUCGCCGCCAGCGGCGAAGAAGCGGGCGGUGGUGGUGGCUGGCGACGGCGACGACUCCGACGUGUUCGACCGGCUCCCCGACGACAUCGUCCUCGUCGUGCUCUCCAGGCUCGCCGCCAACGCCGCGUCCCCCGCCGACGUCGCCUCGGCGGCACUCACGUGCAGGAGGUUCCGGGAGCUCGCGACGCACCCGGCGGUGCUGUCGCGCGCGUCGGCGGCGGCCGUCGCGGUGCGGUGGGGCGCGUGGUCGGAGGCGGCUCACCGGUUCUUGCGGCGGUGCGCGGCCGCCGGCAGCCUCCACGCCUGCUACUUCCUCGGCAUGGUGAGGUUCUACUGCCUGGGGAGCAGGGCGACGGGGGCGGCGCUGCUGGGGCGCGCGGCGGGCGGCGGGCACGCGCCGGCGCUGUACGCGCUGGCGGUGGUGCAGUUCAACGGCAGCGGCGGGGGCAAGGCGGACAAGGACGCGCGCGCGGGCGUCGCGCUGUGCGCGCGCGCCGCGUGGCUAGGCCACACCCCGGCGCUCCGCGAGCUCGGCCACUGCCUCCAGGACGGCUACGGCGCCCGCCGCGACGCCCCCGCCGGCCGCCGCCUCCUCCUCCACGCCGCCGCCCGCGAGCACCUCUCCUGGAAGAAGCACAACCACGGACACCACGACGGCAGCGCCGCCGAGGACGCGGUGAGCCGGUUCAUGGUCGCGUGGUGGGACUCGCACCGCGCCAAGGCGGCGGCGCGGGGGUGCCUCCCUGGCGAACACGGCGACGGCGAGCACGACGGCGGCGAGGACCUGCGGCUGUGCUCGCACGCGCGGUGCGGGCGGCGGGAGACGCGGCGGCACGAGUUCCGGCGGUGCUCGGUGUGCGGCGCCGCCAGCUACUGCUCGCGCGCGUGCCAGGCGCUCGACUGGAAGCGCGCCCACCGCGCCCAGUGCGCCGCCGCGCGCUGGCUCGCCGCGGCCGCCGCCGCCGCCGACGGCGUCGCGCACUGAGCGCGACACGUCGCGCAUCCAUGUACAUACACACACACCCCUGUACACACUAGCUCAACUCACCAGUGUAAAUACGAGGUUUAAUACUUCAAUUAGAUUAGUGAGGGAUAAUAAUGACUAGUUAACUUAGGCACUUAUGUAUUCUUGCUUAAUAAUUUAAUUAGUCGCUUUGGCUAGUGGUUAGGGAGGAUAGUGAUUAGUGAGCUGUUUAAGAUGUUAAUGAUGAUGGUUUAAUUUGUUUGUGUUUGUGUAGUGUGAGCUAGCUGUUUUGGAUGUUAGGCAAUGCAUGCCAUCGGCGUGUGUAGGGGUUCUUCUGGUGUAAAGGAGAAGAAAAAGGUUUGUGUGUUGCAUUUGCAAAUGGUUUUCUUGUGGUGUGCAUAAGCUUUUGUUUGUGUCAAGGACCAACCUAUGUUUGUGUCUCUUUCGAGUAGACUUGGAUUA
This is a messenger RNA of Oryza sativa Japonica Group (Japanese rice), 1623 nucleotides long. RefSeq names its product F-box protein At5g50450. Gene Ontology annotation, molecular function: protein binding. Lineage: Eukaryota; Viridiplantae; Streptophyta; Magnoliopsida; Poales; Poaceae. The record is from RefSeq and is a predicted model, not a curated record.